CUUGGUUUCUGAGCAAUAGAGCAGAGUCUGGUCAGAUACUCAGUGGUCCGCUGCAGUGAAACUUGGGCACGAAGAAGUGUAAUUGUGCAGUAGAAGAUAACGAAACGGCAGAAAUAAGGCAUGGCAGCCAUAAGGAAAAAGCUGGUGAUUGUGGGAGAUGGCGCAUGUGGAAAGACCUGUCUUCUAAUAGUGUUCAGUAAAGAUCAGUUCCCCGAAGUCUACGUACCCACUGUGUUUGAGAACUACAUUGCUGACAUUGAGGUGGACGGCAAACAGGUGGAGCUGGCACUGUGGGACACAGCUGGACAGGAGGACUAUGACCGCUUGAGACCACUUUCCUACCCAGACACAGAUGUCAUCCUUAUGUGCUUCUCCAUCGACAGUCCUGACAGUUUAGAGAAUAUUCCAGAGAAGUGGACGCCAGAGGUGAAACACUUCUGCCCCAACGUUCCUAUUAUUCUGGUGGGGAAUAAGAAGGACCUGCGGAACGAUGAGCACACUCGGCGGGAGCUGGCGAAGAUGAAACAGGAGCCUGUUAAACCAGAGGAAGGCCGCGACAUGGCCAACCGUAUCAGUGCCUUCGGUUACCUGGAGUGCUCAGCCAAGACCAAGGAGGGUGUGAGGGAAGUGUUUGAAAUGGCCACAAGGGCAGCGCUGCAAGUCCGGAAGAGGAAAAAGAGGAGCGGCUGCUUGAUCUUGUGAGAGAUUAGCAGAGUCCUGCAGAAGCAUCUGCCGAUGUCUAGAAAUACUGUAUAUGGCAUUCAACAGCCCAUGAAAGAACAUCUGAUUUGUAACCAAACAGCAUCUAUGUACUGUAUAUCGCAUAUGCAUCAAAAGGACCAAGACUGACGGUAAUAUCGGCUGGCACAAGAUGUGCCUCAGUUUAGUUUUAUUUGCCUGUAACACUUGUUACAAAGUGAGAUUUGCACCUGAAUAAAAUAACUAUGCUGUAUUAUUUCACGCUACGUGUAUAAGUUUAGACACUGCCCUAAUCAUUAGCUGUUCUUUCUAGCUGUGGCAUCUGAACUUUUUUUCAUUUGAACUGCUCAGACUCGUUCUAAGUAAUUACUAAUUAACAAAGCAUUGUAUUAAUGUAAUGAUGAUUUGUGACACACUUUUCGUGGAUUCAACUGUCAGUUUAUUUGAGCUUCUCUGAAAUGUUAAUUGACCUUUUUCUGCUAAUAGGUAUGUUGGGCCAACUACAGAUUUAAAUCACGUUCAGUGGUUUGUGCUAUUAUAGCAUGCGCUGUUGGUAUAUCCCAGUCAGAGCGGCAGGUACAAAUGCACAAAUUCAUAUCACGGUGCCACUGAUUUAUCUACACUGGAUAUAGAAUGAUGUAGACCGUAGAUGCUGCACUGAUAUGGUUCAGUAGCUGAGAGAUUGUAAUUGUAUUCUAUUGUACUUAUCAGUAUGCAAAAAGGCUGUGUGUGUGUGUGUGUAACCGGUCAAACAGGACAACCUAAAGGUUGCCAUACAUGUUAAGUUAGUCUCUCAUUAUGCGCACUUUGAACGUUUCUAGCAUCCAAAUGUGUAAGACGAAUGGCUUUUGUUUCAAGAGCGUGGCUUAUACACACUUCCUAUUGACCUCUGUGCCUUCAGUUGCUUUCCGAGUCAGCCAUUUUCACCGUAGCUAAAGCACUGAACGUAUUGUUGGAAUUGGUGUUAUUAGACGUGGUGUCUUAAUACAGUCUUGCAUGUCAGUCACAUUGGUGUUGGUCUGAAACCUCUAGCGUGGGGUUUGUUUUUUUACAAGGAUGUGCAGAUAGAUUUUACUAAGAUCCUAUAAUCAAUAGUUUACAUUACUGCCCUUUUCAGGUGAUGAUUUUUGUGUUUUUUUUGUUUGUUUUUAAAUUGGUCAAAUGUGCACAGCACUGUCUUAAUGCUAAAGAUUGAAUUCACUGCUGUUUGUUUUUCCUCCACUCUUACUUUAGUAGCCUUUAAGUACUGUAUAAUAAAUAUUCAAAAUAACUUAAAUAGGAAACGGCUCUUCAUUCAUUGUAUCUAGAACUAGUUGUUCAAAGUAUGCCGAUGUAAUGUUCUGAAUGUAGAACUUGGCACAGAUGUAAGACACAAUGUUGGUAAUCAAAAGGUAUCAUACAAUUAAUAUAGCACACAGAAUAAAGGAGCACAAUAUCAACACUUAA
This is a messenger RNA of Neoarius graeffei (lesser salmon catfish), 2145 nucleotides long. It is a transcript of the gene rhoca, whose product is annotated as ras homolog family member Ca. Bases 121 to 702 code for a protein of 193 amino acids. The record is from RefSeq and is a predicted model, not a curated record. The transcript has 5 exons. Gene Ontology annotation, molecular function: GTP binding; GTPase activity. Lineage: Eukaryota; Metazoa; Chordata; Actinopteri; Siluriformes; Ariidae. Gene Ontology annotation, biological process: small GTPase-mediated signal transduction. Gene Ontology annotation, cellular component: neuron projection.